Trichomonas vaginalis G3 is the source of this 959-nucleotide messenger RNA. RefSeq names its product integrase core domain containing protein family. The transcript has a single exon. Gene Ontology annotation, biological process: DNA integration. The annotation marks the transcript as partial. The record is from RefSeq and is a predicted model, not a curated record. Lineage: Eukaryota; Parabasalia; Trichomonadida; Trichomonadidae. Gene Ontology annotation, molecular function: nucleic acid binding.
AUGAAGGGGGGAAUGAAAUCCAAAAUCAAAGCAGAUAAAAUUAAACCACUUGCAACACCAAAACCUCCAACGACAGUACCUCCUCCUCCUUCAGUUAAUCCUUCAUCAUUCACUUUAUUAUAUCCAUUUCAAACAUUAAAGAAGCAAAAAGAUUUUAAAAAGGAUUUCAAGAUAUUAAAUAAACCAAUUGACCCGAAAAUUCAACCGUUAAAGGAAAAAUUUAGUCGCCCUUCAUUUGCUCCAUAUCCAUAUUCAUACGAAAUCGAUCAUCUGGAAUAUUCAAAAGGAAACGUUACUUAUUUAUUUGCCAUUAACAUUAACACUAGAUAUUUAUAUUGCAUUCCAGUGAAAGGGAAAACAGAACAGGAAACAAGAAGAGCUAUACAAUACUUACUAGAUCAUGAAAGAGUAGAUAAUAUCAGGGGUGAUGGUGAUAAAGGAUUUCAGGCAGCUAUGGCUCAUUAUUUCCCACAAAUUAAUUUUUUCUUUUCAUCCUCUCCAUAUACGUUUCAUAAUAAAAUAGUUGAUGCGGUAAUGAGAACUCUUAGAGAUGCGUUAGGGGUUAACGGUCAGAUAUACUGGGAUGGAAAUCAUGACUCCAUCAUACAACAGUUAGUAUAUUAUUACAAUAAUACAUGGCAUAGAACUAUAAACAUGAAACCAGUGGAAAUGAAAAAUGAUAUUUCAAAAGAAUGGGAAUAUAUUAGAAAGCAAAUGGAAAGGUUGAAUGAUGUUAAACGUGAACAAAUUAAUUCGGGGCUCAUGAAUUUUAAACAAGGGGAUAAAGUUUUGAUUCAUCUCGAUUAUGGAAAAACUGAUAAAUCAAUGACAAAAAGAAGACGAAGAUUUGACACAAUAGCUGAAUUUGUUAGAUAUAUUAACGGCAAUGCAUUAGUUGAAGUUGACAAUAAAUUAAUAGAAAUUCCGAUUUAUUUUAUUACUCCAUUAUAUUUAAAUAA